AUGGCAAGCACAGACCUUACCAGAGUUUUGUGCUUUAUUAUUGAGGAGAAUUUUGCCCAAAAGCAAAUGCUGCGGGAAAAGUGUGCUAUUAUUGAAGCUCUCCAAAACCAAGUUCAAAAACUACAAAUCGGUAAUGGAUUACAAUAUUAA
Messenger RNA from Pyricularia pennisetigena, 150 nucleotides. RefSeq lists its product as uncharacterized. The transcript has a single exon. The coding region runs from base 1 to 150 and encodes 49 amino acids. The record is from RefSeq and is a predicted model, not a curated record. NCBI's taxonomy places the organism in Eukaryota, Fungi, Ascomycota, Sordariomycetes, Magnaporthales, Pyriculariaceae.